Paramecium tetraurelia is the source of this 422-nucleotide messenger RNA. RefSeq lists its product as uncharacterized. NCBI's taxonomy places the organism in Eukaryota, Ciliophora, Oligohymenophorea, Peniculida, Parameciidae. The transcript has 3 exons. The record is from RefSeq and is a predicted model, not a curated record.
AUGUAUAAAUUGAUAUCUAAAUUUGCUAAAGGAUUAUCAACUUAAGUCCCUGUGUAUUCAUAUCAUUUCCCUAAUGGUUCAGUUUACAAUAAUCCAGCUGUAACAGCAAAAAGAAUCAUAAAAGUAGUUGGAGAGAGAUUGAGAAAAAUUGACCCAGAAAGAUGGGAAUCAACUCCAAUCACAUUUAAUACAAAUUGGAAUGAUGCUGCAGGUUAUGUUGAUGUUGCAACAUGCAUUCACAUUCAUGAUGCACUAGAAAAAGAAUUUGGAAUCGAAAUUAAAGAUAGAGCAUUUUUAGUGUCAAGUAUUGAAACAGCUUUCUAUAUCGUUAAUAUCCAUCAUGAUAGUCAUUGAGAGUGACAAAUAUAAUGAUAUAAUAAUAAAGAUUAUAAUAAUAGUAUUAAAAUUCAUUAAUGAUAAAA